Pistacia vera is the source of this 1581-nucleotide messenger RNA. RefSeq names its product beta-glucosidase 24-like. The transcript is spliced from 12 exons. Gene Ontology annotation, biological process: carbohydrate metabolic process. The coding region runs from base 1 to 1581 and encodes 526 amino acids. Lineage: Eukaryota; Viridiplantae; Streptophyta; Magnoliopsida; Sapindales; Anacardiaceae. Gene Ontology annotation, molecular function: beta-glucosidase activity. The record is from RefSeq and is a predicted model, not a curated record.
AUGGCAUCUCUACCAUCUUCAUCAACUCUACUCCAAAUCUUUGCUACUUGCGCUUUAUUUGCAUGCUUGCAUGCACAGGUUGUUCAAGAGGUGGGAUUAGUAUCGAAUUUGGAUGGAAUAAGUGGCUUCGAUCCCAAUGCAACCAAUCUUAAGAGAUCUGACUUUGCGACUGAUUUCGCAUUUGGUGUUGCAACUGCUGCUGCCCAGAUAGAAGGAUCAGCAAAAAUUGGAGGCAGAGGACCAAGCGUUUGGGAUCACCUCGUUGAGAAACACCCAGAAAAAAUUCCAGAUGGUAGUACCUUAGAUGCCAUUGAUUCAUAUAGACGCUACAAGGAAGAUGUGAAGAUGAUAGAGGAGCUUGGAGUAAAUAAUUAUAGAUUUUCCAUUUCUUGGACCAGGAUUCUACCUAAUGGAUCGUUGAGUGGUGGAGUAAAUCAAGAGGGGAUCAAUCACUACAACAGUCUCAUUGACGAAUUAAUUAAAAAUGGCAUCACACCUUUUGUGACUAUGUUCCACUUUGAUUCACCGCAAAGCUUACAAGAAAAAUAUGGUGGCCCCUUAAGUCGCACCUUUGUUGAUGAUUUCAGGGACUAUUCUGAAAUAUGCUUUAAGACAUUUGGAGAUAGAGUUAAAAAUUGGAUUACAAUCAAUGAGCCACUGGUUAUAGCAAAAUUUGGUCAUGACUUGGGGAUAACUCCACCAUGUAGAUGCUCAGAUAGAAAAUUAUGUUCAGAAGGUAAUUCAGCCACAGAACCUUAUAUUGUAACCCACAACCUUCUACUCGCCCAUGCAACGGCUGUCAAACUGUACAGAAACAAGUACCAAACAAAACAAUUAGGAAAAAUUGGACUCUCCCUUGUGGGACAAUAUUAUGAACCUUAUUCAGACUCGGAGGAUGAUAAAUUGGCAGCAAAAAGAGCAAUGGACUUUGAUUUAGGAUGGUAUAUGGAGCCACUCGUAUUUGGAGAAUAUCCUCAAAUCAUGAAGCAAAUAGUGAAGCAAAGGCUACCCAGUUUCAGCAUUGAAGAGAAAAAGUUGGUGAAGGGAUCUUUUGACUUCAUUGGUGUCAAUUAUUAUACCACAAGGUAUGCCAAGAACAUCCCCAUUGAUUUCCAAGCUCCACCAAUCAGCGCUAUUGCCGACCGAUUCACAACUGAAUCAACGUCAAAAAAUGGAUCUUUUAUUGGCCCAAAGGCUGAAGGAAGCAUUUUCAUUUACAUUUAUCCAGUUGGGCUAGAGAAAAUUUUAGUAUUUAUGCAUGAAAAUUACCAAAAGCCAAUAAUUUACAUUACUGAGAAUGGGGUUGCUGAGAAACGGAAUGAUAGCCUCCCACUUACUGUUUCACUAAACGAUCCAUUUCGGAUUAGCUUCAUUCGUCAACAUUUAUAUCGAAUCAAUAAAGCAAUUCAGAGAGGAGUAAACGUGAAAGGGUAUUUUCACUGGACUGCAGCUGAUGAUAUUGAGUGGUUAGAGGGGUCGAUUCCAAGGUUCGGACUUUAUUUUGUUGAUUACAAGAGUAAUCUCACCCGUAUCCCCAAACUCUCUGCUAAAUGGUUCCAAGGUUUUCUCCAAGGAAAUUAA